Caenorhabditis sp. 36 PRJEB53466 is the source of this 1007-nucleotide messenger RNA. The record is from the annotation of a GenBank genome assembly. NCBI's taxonomy places the organism in Eukaryota, Metazoa, Nematoda, Chromadorea, Rhabditida, Rhabditidae.
AUGGCCGAUCUUCGAGCCACAAAUAAACUUUGUGACUACGAAUACCACGAUCCGGGGCAUUCAAUUUCGUUCGGUCUCACUUUCCCCUCUCUCUGUUCCUCUUCCCCAUCUCACAGUUUCUUUCAGUGUCUCCAGAAGUGGGCGUGGCCUCACCGCCUACUUUUUCUCGGCCGAAAAGGAGAGCAACCGGAGGCUCUGGAGGCUCAUUUGCUCGGAGGAUGCGCGGGUUCCUGCUGCUCGUCGUGCUCUUCUGUCUCCUGCUCGUCGCUUCUGUUCACUCGCAUCCGUUCUUUGUCGCUUUGACUAGAUUACAGGUCAGUUCAAGACACGUACUUACGCGAUAAAGUCAGAAAGAUAGAAAGUAGGUUAUGAAUUCAAAUACUUUUCGAAUCGUAAGAAGCUCAUUUUGGAUACUGAACAAAGGAACAUUCUAGAAAUGUUAUCGCGCCCACGCACUCAUUCUCUACUCCGGAACGCUUCUUCUUUCUCUCGUUAACUCUACUUUGAUAAUAAAGAAAAGUUUCGAGUCGUACGACGUUGAAACUUUUUAUCCGUUCUCUCUCCGUUUUUCAGUCAAUCCGUUGUCUGUGGCGUCACCAGGUCGCCGCCGACAAAACAAAACGAGAAACAUUGAUAAACGAGCCCUUAGAGGCCCGACGGCUCAUUUGUUAUUCAUUCGGCACUGAAAUCGGGCAAGGGCAAACAAUAUAAAGCAGAAUCGGGUGCAACUUAUGCACUACGUGCUCCAGAAAGCUACCGUACUCCCCGUCAAAAGACACGAGUGAUUUCCUAAUGACGUCGCUCUCUCCUCGCCCUUCGCGCACCGAUUCUUUUAUGUUUUGCUGUGCCUGUGCUCAUUGAGCCUCCCACCGCGUGCAUAAAUUCUCUCUUUGCAGGACGCCGAGCAGCUGAUGUCGAAGCGUGGACUGGACAAGUGCGGCUGCAACCUCGGCUGCUUCUACUCGUCGGCGCGCGACUGUAUGAGUUGCUGUGCUCUCGCUCUUUAG